AUGACAAACAAUGGUAUAAUUGAACCACCAUUUUAUGAAAUGGUUGGCAUGUUUGCCGAUGACGCUAUGGUUCAUGUCGAAAAUAAGAUCAUGACAGAGCUGCCCUUCAAGGGUUCUGAAAAGGACAAGCGAAAUUAUAUUCAUGGCAUUCUGAUGUCAAUGAAACCAUGUGAUGACAUUCUCGAAUUCAACUUUCCAAUCAAACUCGAUAAUGGUGAGUUUGAAAUUAUUCAAGGCUGGCGAGCUCAACAUUCGCACCAUAUUAACCCAUGCAAAGGCGGCAUUCGUUUCGCUCCCGAUGUUAACAUGAACGAAGUUAUGGCUUUGGCAACCCUGAUGACCUACAAAUGCAGUCUUGCAGACAUUCCAUUUGGUGGUGCUAAGGCUGCGGUUAAGAUCGACCCUAGCAAGUACAAAGUUAGCGAACUCGAACGCAUUUGCCGUCGAUUCGCUCUUGAGUUGGCCAAGAAGAACUUCUUAGGACCAAACGCUGAUGUUCCUGCUCCUGAUGUAGGCACUGGGCAGAGAGAAAUGGCCUGGAUAGCUGAUACCUAUGCAAAUACAGUUGGUUUUGGUGACCCAAAUGCUCUUGGUUGCGUCACUGGUAAACCGGUUGAAUAUGGUGGUGUUGAAGGUCGAACCGAAGCAACUGGUCUUGGUCUUUUCUUUGGGAUUAGGAACUUUGUGGAAUGUGAUAAGAAUUGCAAAGCUUGUGGUCUAGAUGAACCUGGAAUCAAAGGAAAGACAAUCAUCAUUCAGGGUUUCGGUAACGUUGGUACCUACUCCUGCAAGUUUCUUCACGCUGCUGGAGCAAAAAUCAUCGGUAUCAUUGAAAUUGACACUGGUUUAUUCAAUCCAAAUGGACUAGACUUCAAUGAGUUGGAUGAGUAUAGGAAUAAACACGGAUCUCUAAAAGGAUUCCCCAAUGCUGAAGAAGUUGAUAGACAUGAGCUCAUGUAUUACGAAUGUGAUAUCCUGAUCCCAGCUGCUUUGCAAAGGCAGAUCACUGCUAAAAAUGUCGAUAAGAUAAAAGCAAAAGUGAUUGCAGAAGGUGCAAAUGGUCCAACUUCCUACUACGCUCAUAAUCAACUCAUUAAACGGAAUAUUAUGGUCAUUCCGGACUUACUAAUGAAUUGUGGUGGUGUUACAGUUUCCUACUUUGAAUGGCUAAAAAAUCUCAACCAUGUUAGCUAUGGUCGUCUUAACUUCAAGUAUGAAAAGGAGAACAACAUGUGCCUAGUCCGUAUAAUUGAGUCCGCAGUUGAAAAGCCCAUCCCCCUAUCCUCAGAAUUAGCUCAUCGUAUGGACACUGCUUCUGAAUUGGAUAUUGUGCACUCUGGCCUCGAAUUCACAAUUGAACGUUCGUCAAGGCAGGUUAUGGAAACUGCUGAACGCUAUGGUCUGGGUUUGGACUUCCGUCUAGCUGCUUACAUUGUUGCUAUUGAAAAAGUCUUCCAUUCUCUCCGUGCUUCUGGCAACGUCUUCUAG
Rodentolepis nana is the source of this 1488-nucleotide messenger RNA. The record is from the annotation of a GenBank genome assembly. Lineage: Eukaryota; Metazoa; Platyhelminthes; Cestoda; Cyclophyllidea; Hymenolepididae.